Aureobasidium vineae is the source of this 444-nucleotide messenger RNA. NCBI's taxonomy places the organism in Eukaryota, Fungi, Ascomycota, Dothideomycetes, Dothideales, Saccotheciaceae. The record is from the annotation of a GenBank genome assembly.
AUGUCCUUCCGCGACAAUGUCGAGCCUGUUCAUCCCCAGAUCAGCAGAAGGUUUAGUACGGCCAUUAAGCAGCGUGUCCAGGUCAUUCAGGCCGAGAUUCAGAAAUACACUUCCAGGAAGGUGCGACAGACGCCGUUGUAUUCAGCCGAGACUCCUUUCAAGGGUGACUUCCAUCGCCUAGCUCGUCGUCUCCUCGGCAAGUCUGUUGGCCUUGUGCUUGGUGGAGGUGGCGCCAGAGGCAUUGCUCAUGUGGGUAUCAUCAAAGCUAUGGAAGAAGCUGGCAUUCCUAUCGAUAUUGUUGGAGGCACAUCGAUCGGUUCCUUUAUUGGUGCGCUCUAUGCAUGGGAUGCCGAUGUGGUCCCUAUGUAUGGUCGAGCCAAGAAGUUCUCGGGAAGAAUGGGCAGUAUGUGGCGAUUUGCUCUGGAUCUGACCUAUCCGUCGUAA